AUGGAUGGAUCCAUGAUCCCCGGCAUCUCGUCGCCCAGUGAUUCCCCCUCCCACAGUAAUACCGGCAGCCCGACCACCCGGGCAAGCACGUUCCCCCCUGUGUCCGGCCCUCGAGGCCAUGCCGCGACUCGCCUGGACCCGCCCGGACCUCUGCCCCUGAAGCAGGCCUCCGCGCCUGCGUCGCCCGCGGCCACCAUGGCCACUGGCGACCCGGGAGGUGACCCGGAGCUUCGGGCCCCCCCGAUCCUCCAGCACCAACAGCACCACCACCAGCAGCAGCAACAUCAGCAGCAGCAACAUCAGCAGCAGCAACAACACCAACAGGAGUCGCCGGCGCCAGCGCCCCACGCGCUGGCAGACCCGGGCCGGAGUUUUGCCCAUGCCUUGCCGGCCGAUGAGGGGCCUGCCUCGCCCUCCGGCGGCCGGAGCCCCCGGCUCAGCCAUGCGGAUGCCGUGCACCAGGCGCUGGAUGUGGAGCUCCGCCGCCUCUCCCGCGAGGGGUCGCUGGCCGACUUGGUUGAGCUUGCCCACGGCCGGCCGCCGCCUCUGAAUGCCGAGGCCCCGGCCUCCAUAGCAUCCAUGGUGCCUCCCCGGCGCCCGCGCCCGCUGGCGGCCCUGCGCGUGGCCACCAACACCGGGCUGGAGCCGCCUGCUGGUGGUCCCCUCAGUCGGACCAGCUCCCUGGGCCAUCUCCCGCGCUUGGGAUCGCCAUUGGCACGCUUCCCGGUGCUGGAUGCCCAGGCGGCCCACUCCCCCGGCUCGGUGGAGACCCUGGCCCCGCAGGAGGCCGAUGGCAAUGACUCCAAUGCCACCCUGGCGCCCAGCAUCAUCGUCGAGGAUGUUCCCAGCUCCGACCCCCCGUCGCCGCAGGAGCCGGCGGACAUGGGGCCGGUGGCGAGGGAGGCAGCGCGCCGGGCGGCCGACCUUGCCGCCACCGCCGCCGCCACCACCGCUGCCACCACCGCCGCCACCGCCGCCGCCGCCGGUGCCGCCACCACCGCCGCACCAGUUCACAUGCCUGCCUCAGCCCCGGCCCCCGGGGCCGCGGACACCGAGGAUAGUGUCCCCGCCCCGGCGCCCGGCUCGACCGACACCCUGGUGGCCGAGGCAUCCAAUGUGGACACCCGCGCCGAGGCCGCGCCCCAACGCCGGCGACUGUCCUUCCAGCGGCCGCUACCCUUGCGCAUUGGGACCGAGAGCCCCGCGCGCGAUGGCCGGCAGCCGGGGUCUCUCGUGUCCCAGGACGGGCCGAUCCUCCUGAGCCGCUCCGAGGGCAGCCUGCCCAAGUCCAGUCGCCAAGAACGUGGGUGGGCCCGGCGUGCGGCCGCCGCCACCCCGCCAGCCGCCACGCCACGCUCCCGGCCCGCCCAUGGCCCCCGGGCCCCCCGGGCCCCCCAGCCCGGGGUUGCCCCGGCCAAUGAUGCCAGCCGACGGGGCAGCACGGCCAGCCAGGGAGGCGCCUCGGCCGGGGUGACGGCCGCCGCUGCCGCCGCCGCUGACGCCGCCGCCGCCGCCGCCGAUCCGCCCGUUCAGGGGCCCCUGUCGGCCGAGGCCGCCGCCCGACAGGAGCGCAUCAAACAAAUCCGCCAGGCCCACGCACGGUGGAGCCAGGAGCGGGCCGAGCGAGGGCUCCGGGCCAUGCGCAUGGCCCGGGCCGCGGCCGCCGACGCCGCCGAGGCAGCCAGCCGUGCCUCGGCCCUGCAGGCCGGCCUGGCAAUGCGCCGCGGGCUGGUUCCCCACAACAGCGAGCUGGAAUUGAUCCUCACACGGGCUCGAGCCACGCUGGCGCGCUUGCGCCAGACCGGGCUCUUCGGCCCGGAUGCCGGGCGAACGCGCGGCCCGGCCGGGCCCCCCAGCGCCGGCCCCUUCGGCGGAUCCAGCACCGGGCCCGCGCCGGGGCGAUCGCCCCGUCGGACCAAUCACACCGGCUAUGCCGGGCCCCUGCGUGGUGCCGACCAAAACCGCUUCAUCUUUCCCCCGAGGGUGCCGAGUGGGGCGGCUCCGGGCUCCGGGGCGCCGGCCGGGCCCGGGCCCCGGUGGGCAUGGGCCACACGCGAGGGGGACCGGUCGCGGCCCGGGCCCGGGCCACAUCCCAACCUGCAAUCGAUGCCCAUCUCCCCGGCCAGCCUGCCCCCGGCCAAUCCCCUGACCUUUGUCGAUGCCUUGGAUGCCUUUCUGGCGGCCCUGCUGACGACCCUCGUCGAGAAGAACGGCGACGAGGCCCUGCAGCAGCUGGUCCGCGAUGCGCGGGUGUCCAACAUCGCGGCGCGCAAGGCCGCCGAGGCCGAGCGCCGGCUGGUGGAGGCCGGCUACGGGGGCAUCGGCACCGCCAUGUCCGAUGCCGACCGCCUGGUCCGGGCCCUCGGGCCCUUCUAUGCCCACCGGUCGGCCCGGGCCCUGGGCAUUGUCCGGGUGGACUUCUUCGCCCUGACCCGGAGCCUGAUCUUUGAUCGCGAGCUCCGGACCCUGGUCACGGACUCGGUGCGGCUCAUGCAUGAUGCCCUGUACAGCGGUUCCGCCGACAUGGUCCGGAGCCUGGAAGGCCAGCAGUCCGAACGGGCGGCCGCCGCCGCGGCAUAUGCCGGUCUCGGCGAUCGCCUGGCCCAGUUGGUCACUGACCCGGGGCUGUCGCGCGCCGAAAAGGUGGCGGCCGCCAUGCGUGGGGAGAAUCUCGCCUCCCUGGCUGGGAAUGCGGCCCGCGCCGCCGAGGCCGGCGCCGACCGGACCGACAGCCGCCUGGUCAUCGACCUGGCCACCACCAUCACCGGGGCCAAAGCCGACACCAAGGGCCCGGGCCCCGGCGACACGGCCCCUCCCCCGGCAGGGCCCAAGGGCCCGGGCAUCAUCUUCAACCCGGUUCUCCCGGCGUCGGGCACAGCCGGCCUGGUGCCCGACGCGCCGGUCCUCCCGGCACACGCGGCCCCCUCGCCCAGCGCCCCGGCCCAUGCUCGGCCCCUCACGCCCGUGUCGCCGAAGCCGGGGCAUGGCCAGGCGCGUUCCCUGCUGGCGCACAUCCCCAAGGCCACCGAUGAUCCGGAGGUGGCGGCGGCCAUGUUGGCCGAAAAGCGCCAGGCCCUGGCGGCGGCCGGCUCCUCGCCCGACGCGGCGUCCGGCGCCCGGGCCACAGCCCGCGGCGACGCCCGCGUCAGCCUGACGGACAGCUUUAUCGGCCGCGGCGGCGACGGCCCGGUGACCCUCAGCCCGCGAGACUUGAUGCUGGGCCAGCCGGCCAUCAGCCCGGCCGCGGCCGAGGCCUGGGACCAGGUCGAGCGCUCGCCCGGGCGCUUGGUCGUAGCGGAGGCCGGGUCGGUGACACCGCCGCGGCCGAAUGCCGAGGCCCAGCCCCCCAAGCCGGGCUUCGACAAUGAUCGGCUGUGCAAUGUGGACCCGCGGUUCCUGUCGCCCGAUGCGCGGGUCACGCCGCGCGAGCAGCGCGACAUGAUCCGCCGCCUGGUCAAUCUCAUCGAGCGCGCCAAGGCCAAUCCUCGCCGGGCCGAAAGCGUGGCCAUGCUGGCAUCGCUCAUGGUCGAGUCGCACUAUGACACGCGCCGGGCCAUGCGCGACCGCCGGGACCAGGAGCAGGCCCGUCGCCAGGGGCCGGUCGGGGCCGCAGCGGCCGCCGCGGCCGCCGCGGCCGCAGCCGCCCGGUCCUCCUCCACCGCCGCGCGGCCCGCCGCCACCCAUGGGGCGUCCGCCGCCGGCUCCGCCAAUGCCCCCUUGACCACCGACUCCGCCCCCAGCGUCGAUGGCGGUGCCCAGCCGGCGACCUCACGAAGCACCACCCCAAGUGGCUUCUUCGGGAAGAUCCUUCGCAAGCUCAAGCUACAGGGCGGCUCCUCAUCGUCGCCGCCGCCGGCGUCGCCGUCGCACGCGCCCCCGGGCCCCGGUGCGGGGCCCUCCCGGCUCGCAGGGCGCCGGGCAUCGGUGCCAAAUCUUUCCACCCCCCCGGCAAGGGGGCCCGACGUGCCGUCGAUGCCGGCCCGGCGAGGGGACACCACGGUCCCGGCCAGUGUGACCCCGACGCCGGAGCCCGGCGACCAGGGGGCCCGGCAUGCUGGCGCCUGGCCCUGGCGCCGCCGGGGGAGCGCCCCGGCGGCCGCCAUCAGCGAGGCACUUGCCAUGGCCGGCAUGCCGCCCACGUCCGGCGGCGCGGCCACCCGCCCGGAUGAGGAAGCCGCCCUGGCCUCGACCGAGUUGGAGAACAUGGCAUCGGUCGACUCGCUGGCCACGCUGGUGGCCUCGCAGGGGCCGACCAGCAACCCGGCCAGCCCGUCGGCCGGCGUGAGCCUGCGCAAUGCCGCGGCCACGGCCGCGGCCAUCCCACCAAGUGGCCCGCCGCCCCCCCGGCCAAGCGUCAAAUUCGCCGACGAAGCAGCCCUCCCCCACAGGGCAUCCUCCAGCCAGCCCCCGGGCCCGGGUGGCAUCCGGCCGGACGACCCCUUCACCGUGGACGACUUCCCCCGAGUGAGCCCGCGACUGACGCGGCAGGAGCGCCGCCGGGUGCGCGUGCGUGGCCACGAAACCGAAGCCGAAGCCGGGGCCCGGGCCGCGGCCCAGCGCCUGCUCGAGUCGCUGGCCAUGAAUCGAUCCCUCGACCCGCUGGUCAAUGGCUGGCGGGCCUUCGGGGCCCGGGUCCAGCGCGAUCCCGAGCUCGGGCUCCUCCUCCACGGGACAUGGUGCCUGAUCAUGAGCGCCCUCCAGCGCCCGGGGAACUUCAUCGAGGGCUAUGGCGUCGGGCGCUUCAACCUCGUGGUGGUGGCUGGCAUUGGCUAUGAAAAGGGAACCGAGCCGACGGCACCUGGGCCCAGCUCCGGCGGCAGCCCCCCUGGCGGGCGGAAGCCCCGGCGCCGGGGCCGGUCCAGCGCAUGCACCUGCUCCAUGCCGGUGUCGGGUCUUCCGCCGGGGGCCCGGGUGUCCGGGCCCCGGGCCUCGGCGGAUUUGAAUGGCUCGCUCCCCCGGCCGGCCGGCAUCCAACGCUGCCAGCGGUACGGCUGCGCCUGUCGCACGGUUGGCAUCAGCCAAACAGCCGCCGCCUCGGUGGCGGCCACGGCGUCGCCCCAAAUCAAGCAUGUCCCCGGCGGGCCGAAGGUGUCCGGUCCACGCGAGCCCUUCGGCGCCUUCCACACCCGACUGGCCUUCGAGCGGGCCAUUGCCAUCCUCUUCGCCGACAGCCGGCGGGUGUUGCUCCGGUAUCGGACCAUGCUCUUCGGCCUGUCACGCGAGGUGGAGGAUUUGCUGUCCUGCCUGGCGGCCGACACCACCCUCCACCGGCUGACCCGGUCAUUGAGCGACCUGCUGGACGCCAUGUUUGUCUGGUCCGACGAGUGGAGCCAGUUCGGGGUGUCGAUUGCGGCGGAGACCGCCCGCGCGGUGGCCCUCGACGCCGGGGCCAGCCCGGAGCUGGCCGAGCGCGCGGCCGUCGAGGCCGCCAUCAGGGCCCCGGUGCGCACUCGUCGCGGGCGUCGGCGCAUUGGCCUGCGUGCCGGCAUUGCCGGCCAAUUGCGCGGCCUCCUCCUGCCGAUGGUCAUCGACCAGCUGGUGCAUGUGGCCGUGCCGCCGAUCGCCGGCCGGUCCGGCGACUAUGAGUAUGCCUUCGACGCGGUCGUCGUCCGGGGGGCGGCCAUCGCCCCGCGCAAAGUGCGCAUCUCCAACCGCAGUGUCUCGCACCUGGACCCGGGCCGCGCCUUUGACCGGCAAGUCGAGGCAUCGCGCAAGGACCCCUCGCGCCUGGACGCCGAGAUGCGACCCGGCUCGGCCUCGCAGCAGCAGCAGCAGCAGCAGCAGCACCAGCAUCUUGGCGGCAUGGCCGGUGCCACAUCCGUCACCGGUGGGGGGAUGCCCCUGGAGGCGGCCAUGAUCGGGGCAGCCCACGCCUCGAACGCCACCCAUGCGACGACCAUGUCGCGCCCGGCACAGGCAUGGCACUCGGCACGGCCAUUCGGCAUGAAUGAGCGCGGCGUCCGGACCCCGAAGACCGACCACCAGGGGCGCGUGCAGCUGGAGAAGGAGCGCCGAGUGCGCACCCGCACCCGUGCCGAGAACUACCUCCGCAGCAACAUGGCCCGGGAGCAGCGCAAGGAGCGCGAACUCCGCCAGGCCACAUCCAUCGAGCGUCACCGGGCCCGGCGCCAAAAGGAGGCCAUCCGCCGGCGGCGCGAGCGCGUGCGCGCCCAGCGCCGGGAGAUACAGCGUGUCAACAAGGAGGCCCGGCGCCGGGCCGCGUCCGGUGCCCAUGCCGGCGAUGUCCCCGCAGGCUUGGGCGUCGGUGUCAGCUGGCUGGAUGCCGGGCGCGGAAAGGCCCGCUCGGCUUCGGCCCUGAGGGGCUCGGGCUCGGCCAGCAGCACUGACGAUGAGGAUGUCCGAGGUGCCGGCAGCCAGAGCAGCGGCCCCAGCAGUCCCGACGCCAGUAGCCUGCUGAGCUCCAGCAGCUCCAUCAGCCUCGAGGCGCAGGAUGAGCAGGAGUUUAAUUUUCGCCUGGAGGCCGCACGCUUCGAGGCCAGCCAGGCGGCGCAGGCCCUGGCGGCGGCGGUGGCUGCCAAUAGUUCCGCCGCGGCGGACCCCCUGGACGGUGACGCCGGCGGCGGCGGCGGCGGCGGCGGCAGGCCAGCCGGCGAUUGGCCCGGGCCCGGGUCCACGGAGGCAAGUGUACUCCGGCAGCGGGCCAGCGCGGCACACAUCCAUGCUCUCGGCAUGCGCAGCCGCCAUGCGGCCGAGUACCUGGACGACCUGCUGGCCGAGCGCCGGCGGCGGGAGGCCCAUCGACGGAGCUUCACCUGCGCCACGCAUGUCAGCAUGCGUGGCGUCACCAUCGAGGUGCCGCGCGUGGGGUUCCGCUAUUCGCGCCAGACAUGGCCUCGCUUCCGGGACUCCGGGCACGUGGAUGUCACCGUGCGCGACAUGGCCGUCGACCUGUGGGUAUCGACCAAUCUCCAGCCGGCGCGCCUGGUGGAAAGCAUGCUCGGCCUGCGCGGGGGCCGGGGCGCAUCGUUGGCCAGUGGCGGGGUUUUCGGCAACCCGGCCGCCGCGCUGGCCAGCCUGGCCGGGGUCCGGAGCCUGCUCAAGACCAAGCGCGUGCGCGUCAGCAUCGGGGCCCUCGAGCUGACCAACAUUCGCGGCGACCGCCACAGCGCCCUGUAUACCAUGGUUCGCCGGGCUCUGCCGAAGCUCGGGCGCGAGGUGCUGGAGGCGGCCAUUGCCGAGCACAUCCGCAAGGCCGUCCGCCGGACCGAUGCCCUGGCCACCCGGUGGCUGGAGAUCAUUGUGGCGGAUUUGCUGGGGUCCGCCGGCCCGGAAUGGCGAGCCGCCGGGGCCGGCGUGGCGGCCGAUGGCGGCCCGGCCGGCGUCGGGCCUGACAAGGUCAAUGCCCCGGUGCAGGCAGCCGGGCCCACCCCCCCGGGCAGGCCGUGCCCGGUGCAUGAUGAUGGUCGUGCCUCGCCGGAGGCCGGGUCCACCGCGGCCCCGGGGAAGCCCGGCAACUCGCCCAACUUCAGCCCCCGGAAUGCGGCCACCUCGCUGGGCAUCCUCCCGGAGGACUCGCCCACCCAGCAAACAUUCAGCAUUCAAGACAAGCCAUACUCCUGCAUCGUGCCCAGCUGCGCGGCGUCCGAUGGAACGGCCACCCUGCUGUCCACCUCCCGGGUGUUGGCUCGGUUCUGGGCCCGGAAGGUGGGCCAGCAGCAGGCGGCCGACUUGCUGCGACUGCCCAGGCCCCCCGACACGGCGACGGUCGUGGUGCCGGGAGUCGGCCCAAGCCCGGGACCCAGCCCGGGGCCCGUGCCGGUGGCCCAGACGAAUGUCCCCCUCCGGACGGACGUCCGGUGGGCCGCCAGCAUACGCAAUGCACUCGACGCCAGCCUCACGGCCCCGCCCCGGGUGCUGACAGAUCCGGAGAUCAUGGAAGCCGCCCUGAUUGCCGGGCAGCGGUCUUCCGAAAUGUGCAGCAACACCAACUGGGCCACGCAAUUUUACUGGCCGCCCAGCUUCAACGAGGCCACCGGGCGCUUCCUGUGCGACAUUUCCCUGGACACGGGUCAAUUGAUGGGCAUCCAGUGGAAGUCCGAUUUGCCAGAGGACCAAGAUAUCACCAUCAUCCGCUUCGAGGACACCGACGAGGAGGAGCGAGAGCAGCUGCUGCUUCAGAGAGCCGCCAUUGCCGGGACAGUCCUCCCCGGGGAAGGGUCCCCGGGCAGCACCGGGAACAUGGCCGAUGCCGGGAGCAUGGGCUCCACCGGCGUCAGUGGCAGCAGUGCCAAUGAGGGCCAUGCCCGCGGCCAGGCCGUGCCACGCCGGCGCCUGGCGCCGGCGCCCUCCAUCAGCCAUAUCCCCUCCCUCGGGGCCAGGUACACGGACCAGGCCUCCGGCAGUGAUGCCGACUUUGAAGACUCCUCCGGCGCGGAGGACGACUAG
Messenger RNA from Fonticula alba, 8406 nucleotides. RefSeq lists its product as hypothetical. Bases 1 to 8406 code for a protein of 2801 amino acids. NCBI's taxonomy places the organism in Eukaryota, Rotosphaerida, Fonticulaceae. The record is from RefSeq and is a predicted model, not a curated record. The transcript has a single exon.